AUGGAUGGAGGGUUGGAGGGUGGAAGGAUGGAUGGAAGGAGGGGUGGAAGGAUGAAAAGAAGGAGGGAUGGAAGGAUGGAUGGAGAGGUGGAGGGUGGAAGGAUGGAAGGAGGGGUGGAAGGAUGGGUGGAGGGUGGAAGGAUGGAUGGAGGGUUGGAGGGUGGAAGGAUGGAAGGAGGGGUGAGGGUGGAAGGAGGGAUGGAGGGGUGGAGGGUGGAAGGAGGGGUGGAGGGUGGAAGGAUGGAUGGAGGGGUGGAGGGUGGAAGGAUGGAAGGAGGGGGGAAGGAUGGAUGGAGGGGUGGAGGGUGGAAGGAGGGGUGGAGGGUGGAAGGAUGGAUGGAGGGAUGGAAGGAGGGGUGGAGGGUGGAAGGAGAGGUGGAGGGUGGCAGGAUGGAUGGAGGGGUGGAAGGAUGGUGGAGAGGUGAGGGUGGAAGGAUGGAUGGAAGGAGGGAUGGAAGGAUGGAUGGAGAGGUGGAGGGUGGAAGGAGGGGUGGAAGGAUGGUUGGAGGGUGGAAGGAGGGGUGGAUGGGUGGAGGGUAG
Pecten maximus is the source of this 540-nucleotide messenger RNA. Its product is annotated as glycine-rich cell wall structural protein 1-like. The transcript has a single exon. Bases 1 to 540 code for a protein of 179 amino acids. NCBI's taxonomy places the organism in Eukaryota, Metazoa, Mollusca, Bivalvia, Pectinida, Pectinidae. The record is from RefSeq and is a predicted model, not a curated record.